This is a messenger RNA of Fraxinus pennsylvanica, 1278 nucleotides long. NCBI's taxonomy places the organism in Eukaryota, Viridiplantae, Streptophyta, Magnoliopsida, Lamiales, Oleaceae. The record is from the annotation of a GenBank genome assembly.
AUGUCUGAGAGAAGAGCUGACAGUGUCACUGAUAAAAUUAAUAAGAUGAUUAAUAACUUUUCUUCUACACCUUCAAAGCCCUCAAUGUUUAGAGUUGUUGACAAUUUACGCAGAAUUAAUCCAGAGGCUUAUGAUCCACAAAUAAUAGCCAUUGGCCCAUUUCACCGCAGUAAGCCUAACUUGCAGAACAUGGAGCAACACAAAGUCAGGUAUCUAAAGCAGUUUCUUGAAAGAAGAACAGACUCAACUCAGCCAAGUGUAGAAAGAUAUGUUACCUCAAUAAGACAAGUAAGAGACGAAGCGAAGAAUUGUUAUGCUGCAGACAUCCAACUUGAUGAAGGUGAGUUCGUGGAAAUGUUGAUUCUUGAUGGUUGUUUUAUCAUCGAAUUUCUUUAUAUGUCUAUUCACCGAGAUUCUUGGAAUGAAGAUGACCACCCUAUUUUCCAGUAUGACCAUAUAGAAAGUCAAUUGCUUAAUGAUCUAACGGUAUUUGAGAAUCAAAUUCCAUUUUUCAUCAUUGAACGUUUGUUCAACGAGAUCGAGAUCAAUGAUCUAGACAAUAUAAAUUCUCUAAUAUCACCUUUACUGCGAAAUAGCAUUUUCCCAUUGCAAGCUCUUCCUGUAGUUCCCAAUAAUGCUCACCAUCUUCUUGGUAUUGUACAUUACAACCUGUCUUCUUCCUUUGAAAUGGAUUCUGGAAAUUCAGGUGAAAUCCUGAAUAUAAAUUCAGCUGUAGAGCUCAAAGAGGCAGGGAUUUCGUUCAAAAAGUCGGAAGAUAAUAGUUUUUUUGAUAUUAAAUUCGAAAAUAAAGCAAUGAUCAUUCAAGAAUGGGAAAUUUCUGAUUCAACAGAAUCAUUGUUCCGAAAUCUAAUUGCAUAUGAGUACUACAUCGAACGCAGACCUCAAAAAAAUGUGACAGACUAUGUAUUCUUCAUGCAUUGUCUCGUCCGUUCCCCUGAAGAUGCAAAAUUGUUGCGCCAAUAUGGAAUCAUUAACCACAUUUUGGGGAGCGACGAAAUGGUUUAUAAUGUAAUCAACAAGCUAGGCAAGUAUGUCAUGACUUCUUCUCAGUUUUCGUAUUCUAAUAUUGUCAAACGUGUGAACGAACAUUGUGGCCACAAAAGAAAUAGAUGGCUGGCAAUAUUAAGGCGAAAUUAUUUCAACACUCCAUGGGCACUCAUUUCAGUCAUUGCUGCCAUUGCCUUGCUUGUUCUCACCAUCAUACAGGCUGCGUUUGCUAUUCUCUCAUACCGUCCAGAUCACAAGAAUGAGAGCUGA